CUGAGGUGACCAGAGAACAGCUUGUCAAACAAUCGCGGCAAGAAUGGCUCGGCCAAUUCACGGAUCCGAAGAUGAACUGACAUUCUGGGCGAGGGUUAUGAACAAAGAUACACUGCAGAUCAGCUGCCGCUGCGAGCCAAAGGAGGCGAUCAACCUCGACGAAGAUGUCUCGAUCGAUGUCGAUCCAGAUUUGGUAUAUGUCCACCGCAUCCUAGCAAUCCAACUAUCUCACCAUUUCAAACGAUGCGUUGGGGAUUUCCCGGACGAGAAUGAAGAUAUUGAGCCAUUUGAAAUAUCUGAAAAGACUGAGCCGAACUUUGCUCAGUGGGCUCGGAACGCUCAACUUCGUCACUUGAUGACAUGCUUCGGUGCUUGGGUUUAUGCUCGUACACUACCGCAUGAAACCACCCAACUCGUCGACUUGUGGCGAUUUGGUCAGAUUAUCGGCUCUCCCUCGUUCAUGAACGCAGUCAUUAUUCAAUUAAGCGCCAAUAUUGAAGUGUACUUCUCCAGCGGUGAUACCAUUUCAAAGGUGAUCACUGCCGACAACGUUAGGCGUUGCUGGGAAACAUCAAACUUCGUGCGAGAGAAUAAAGAGGCUGUAUGUAUGGAGGUUAACUGGGACAAUAAGAAGAUGCUGAAGUUUUUUAUCGAUGUCUUCGCCCACAAGGCACUCCAUGUAAAGAACUUCUUCGAUGAGAAUGAAGAUCUGAAGCUGCUAGUCACUGGACGGGACCAACUGGCACUCCAGGUUUUGAGAGCAAUUGGAGCAAGGGGACAACUGGAUGAGGCGCCUUGGCAGUAUAUUGGCAUUAAGCAAUACUUGGUCAAUGAGGACAUGUCGGAGAGCAGAUUCGAGAGUGAUUGCAGAUGGGAGACUGAUGCGGGAAACUAACUUUGAGAUGUUUCUACAUAUCUUCGAGGGUUUGGAGGAGUAUGACAACUCUGACUCGGUUUCUCUCUGUGUAGAUUGUUGUCUAGGAAGUCGUUGGCAAUGCAGAUAGG
This is a messenger RNA of Mollisia scopiformis, 1005 nucleotides long. RefSeq lists its product as uncharacterized. The transcript is spliced from 3 exons. The record is from RefSeq and is a predicted model, not a curated record. The coding region runs from base 44 to 895 and encodes 283 amino acids. NCBI's taxonomy places the organism in Eukaryota, Fungi, Ascomycota, Leotiomycetes, Helotiales, Mollisiaceae.